UGACAAUUUCCGAUAAACUAUGUCUUAUAUCGAUCCAGAUAGCUCCGCUUUGAUGUUUUAAUCUGGUGUCACUUACGUUUUUAGGUAUACUCUGGUAUAUGGCAUUUAUAGCGCAUGGGGGAUUGCAUAUAAGUCAACUAUGUGUAAGACAAAAAGCCAAUCAGUUGUUCGAGACAUAUUUGCCUUUGACAGAAUAGGUACAGCAGCACACGAAGUAGCACACAGCCUUGGAUCGGAACAUGAUGGAACCGAAAACGACUGUUUAAGCGAAACCCAUAAUGUAAUGGGAGUUGGAAGGAGCCCAAAAACAAAUAUAACCCUAUCAACAAAUUCUUGGAAGUUUUCUUCGUGUUCAACUAAGUACUUUACUGAAUAUAUAGACUCCCUUGACAGCGACGGAGACAACUGCUUAAAGACAUUUGGUCCUUAUUACAACGAAACCGCAUUAAACCAGUACAACAAUAUACUUCCGGGACAGUUCUAUGAUGUUGAUGAACAGUGCAUCAAUAUUAUGGGUAGUGGAUCAGCUUUAUGCAGGGGUCUUUAUGCAGGAAAUUUCAGUCAGAUAUGUAAUGUUAUGUCUUGUUUGAAUCCAAAUGAUCCAAGGUAUUGCAAUCGAUUUAUUCCUGGGGAUGGAACACCUUGUGGUGAUGGAAAGUGGUGUAUCAGAGGAAUAUGUACUACAAAUGAACAGGCACCGAAAGUUGAUAACGACACUUGUUUAUUUGCCGACUUGCCGGUUCCUGUAUAUUAUGACGCGACAUGGAACUGCUCUGAAGUCGUAGAACGGUACCCUUACCGCUGUUUGAAUCAUUCCUGGGUACAAAAUUCAUGCUGUAAAAUGUGUGAACGUAUAAUGAAUACAGCCACAUCAACUCCAGAAUCGUCAACCACAGUUCUGACGACGCUUUCACCUACCACUACAACUUUGAAAUCAACACCAGAGACCACGUUUUCGCCUACCACUACACCUUUGAAAUCAACAUCGGAGACCACGUUUUCAUCUACUACAGCACGCACUUCAACUACUACUACAAUGAUGACAACAACAACAAAAGAACUAGAAGAUAACCUUGGUUCCACGGCAAGUUCCGUGUGGCAAAACAAAUACGCUACAGUGAUUCUGUCAAUUUUGAUAUUAUUUAUAUAACUGUGCAAAACCAUUCUGCAAAUAAAAGUCAUACGUAUAUUUUCAUUUACGAAAUGUUCCAAUAUGAGUCCCUGCUUAAGAUAAUCAAAGAGCUGGAGAUACAUUAUAAAUCUGUAACAACUUGUUUUUAAAUAUUUUUGUAGAAACAAAAUACUUAAUAAUUAUAUUGUUUAUGAAUGAAUGGGAGUAUGGCGUUAACGUCAGUGAUGUGAUGCAUUAAUUCAACAGCUGAACUUUGUUGAACAUGUUAACUCUGUCAUGUUUUUAAUUUGACUGUCCCAAGUCAGGAGUGUGUAGUCCAAUAGAUGUCAUUGGUUUUUGUCUAUCAAAUUUUUUUUUUUGCUUAAUGUUAUACUAUAGUUUAAAUCGGGCCGUUUUCUGUUUUGAAUUGGGUCUUAUGUAAUUCCGGGACCUUUUAUAGCUAACUGUACUAUAUACUUUUUUCCCUCAUUGUUAAAAGACGCAUCUUAAUAGUUUUCAAACGGAUCAUACUUGGUAAUAAUGCCGCAUCUCGUCAUUUUUAUAUCUGAAGUUUUCUCUUUUUUUCAUCAAUAAUCAGUGUGUAUGUUGCUUCUUUAGCUUAUUACAGACAUGGGUAAACGAAGAAAUUUAUUUUAUAGAGACGGACGGUAGCUAUAAAAGUAUCACAACAAUGAAUAGCAAUGAUACUUUGUAGUGAUUAUUUUCAAAGAGGGUCUGAUAAGGCCACUUUUUUGGUCCCUUCAAUUCGAUAAUCAAAAAGUAAUAUCAAUAUAAAAAAUAACAACUUUCAGAUUUUCAUAAGACAUUAUAGUCUGUUGAACCUGAAUAUUUAUAUUUUUGAAUUUUGUCUUACAUAUUGGCAUUAGAGCUUUAAAAAGUAAUAUAACAAAAAUACCGAACUCCAUGGGAAAUUCAAAACGGAAAGUCCUUCAGCAAAUGGCAAAAUCAAAAGCUCAUACACAUCAAACGAAUUGAAAACAAUAGUCAUAUUCCUGACUUGUUUAAGGCAUUUCCUUAUGCAGAAAAUGGUAAUUUUCUUUCUGUUUGUGCAAUACAGCAAACCAAAAAGAAAAGCCAAAAUAGCCUCAUUUUAAGAUCUUGUCAUUAAUUUUUAAAUAUGAGCAACAGUUUUACCCGAUAACAUUUUUUGCUACAAAAACUUAUUUUACAAAGAUGCUAAUGUGUGUUAAAUGUCUUUUUGGGCCCGGUUAAGCUGUUGCUCAUAUAUAUUUCGACCAAAAACUAUUCUUGAAUUUUUAGGUCAAAUACGUAAAUUUCGACAUGUUUAUAAGUAAAUCCACAACCAAGGAACCCCUUUAAAAAACUACAAAUAAACUGAGAUGAAUAUCAGGUUCUAUAGAAUAUAAAAAUAUUCUGCUCUGCAUUAAACACCCAUCGUGUCAACUUGUAGUCAAAGUAUAUAAUUUGACUGAGUACUCGACACAUACCCAAUCACGAGGGACAACUAAAUACAUUAGUAAAAAAUGUCUCAUUCGUCAACCAAAACUGCAUUUCUAACUUAUAAGUUUAUGAAGCAUGUUUCAUGUCUUAUGUAUACCUUUUUUUUAAAUACAUAAUAAAAGUGCUAACUCGAUUUCCGCUUAUAUAUAUUUAAAACAACACAGACACCAAACAAGUGUAGUGUUAACCCCCCCCCCCCCCCCCCCCCCCCCCCUUAUCUACAUGGUUACGUCAUGUCAUAAUAUCCAUUUCCCAUUUUCCCCAUAUAGCUUGUCCAUAUCUGCCGAUCAGAUGGCAAUAACUCUACGUCUACCAAGUUCUUCUCCAAAUGCUGUUCCUUAAAUGUAUGUGCAGCAUCAACAUUAACUCUUGCUUUGCUUUUCCUUAAAUAAUCAUACAAACUAAUUUUUACUACAGUGCUAGAACUAAUUGUGGAAAACAUGCGUUUUUUUCGAUUAAAUUUGUCUCCAGCCUUAUCGAUCCUGGCGAUCACAUCUAAUAUGCCAUCUCCAUCAACAUCCCCUAUGGACGCUAAAAUAUGCAAAAACAUCAAUUAAAAUGGAACAAAUAAAUGGAAAUCGUGCUUUUUUGGUGGCAAAUGCUAUUAUAUGUUCCUUGUCGACUCAAUGUAUAUUUUUCGAAAUAAAUUUUGAAUUCCGCAGGAUGUAACAUAAGGUAAAGUAUAUUUGUCUAAAUUUAUCCAGUAAACAUCCAUUUUUCGAUACGAAUACAGGUAUGCCAGACUCUUACUUAACGAAUAUCGCCAGAUUUUAGUUUCAUGAUAAUAAUAAGUCUUAUUUUAUUUACUUGUUUAUUGUAAUGUUAUAUUUUGUUAAACAUGAAACUUCUGACGUCACCUAUUGUUAUCUAUACAUAUUGUUAAUGCUUUAUCUUUAUAUACUGUAUUUGAAUACACUGAUGAGCCGCAAGUUUAAAAAUUAAUAAAGAAUUUGAAUUUGAA
Molecule: messenger RNA, 3554 nt
Organism: Mytilus californianus (California mussel)
Lineage: Eukaryota; Metazoa; Mollusca; Bivalvia; Mytilida; Mytilidae
Product: A disintegrin and metalloproteinase with thrombospondin motifs 10-like
Exons: 8
Coding region: 140-1150 (336 amino acids)
Biological process (GO): proteolysis
Molecular function (GO): metalloendopeptidase activity
Source: RefSeq, a predicted model, not a curated record